AUGAAUGGUAAUGAUCCAACAUCGGGAACAUUUCCUUGCGACUUCUUACAGGCAUCUUUAAAAGCCACCAACCCGCUCAAUGAAAAUAAUAAUGGACAACGCGAUUCACCCGAUUCAUCGCACAGUGAAAAUAAUUUCCAUUAUCCUUAUCCUCUUCAACCAGAGAUGGCGAAAUCGCUGUCCGGAGGACAAGGCAAAAGGACUAUGGAUGACGUUUUGAGGAGGCUGACAUCAAAAAUCACAUCAAGCGCAACACUCAGUGACAGGCACACCCCUGGUCCACCUCCGCUCAUCCUUGCAGACAUGGGAGACAGAGACUUUUUCAAUCGAAGUCCCACUCCUGGGAGAGUCCCCCCAACGGUGCCAACGUCUAUGCAUUUGAAUAAAGAAAUACCUGCUGAGCAACCCUUGUCAGUAAUGGACAAUGACUGCCUGCGCUUGGCUUUGGCGGGAGACAAUAUCAAGGAGAAGGAAAGAUGCCUUACAGAUAUGAUAAAUCAGCUGCAACAUCUAAAAGAGCAACUGGUUACGCAACAGACGAAUCAAGAACAAAAAAGCUCCUCUCAGCAGCAAAAAGCUAUUCGAAGACAACAAGAUCACUUAUUGAAGCAACAAGAACAAGCACGACAACAACAAAAAUUGCAAGAACAACAGGCAAGAGAAUACAAUAGUCGAUUGAAUGGCGAUUAUGGCGGUGCCUCAGGGAAGGGAUUGCCUGGGACUCCCCGGGGACUUAUGUUUCUCCCUGUCUUCGAAGGGGGUCUUCCUCAAGUCUCGACUCCACUGACCACUACCUCGGGGAUACUGCCGCCUCAUUUCCCUAAUCACCUCAACACAUCGAGUAGUCCCUCAAGACAGUUAUCACCCGUCAACUCAAACUCACAGAACAAUAAUGCUCCCCCAACUGCACUCACGGUUUCUCAUAUGCAGCAUUGGAGUGGUCUUCCCCAUCUCAUCCCUUUGCCAGCGAGUCCAUUGCCGCGGUAUGGUUCCAGUCCUUCAAGUGGAAACAAAACUCCAGUGUCCAAUAAACCCGCCGAUGCAGACACUCCUCUAAAUCUUAGUAAACCAAAGACAUCUGGAAGUAGUGCAAGUCCAAGUCCUCAAUCACUCGAACAUACAUCAACAGGUUCACCCAUCCUCAGUUCUCCCCAUAGUGUUGCAUCUUUAGCCUCCACUGCAGCAGCGUCAGGAUUGUUACAUGGGCCACCUUCAUACCCUAUGGCACCAUCCUUUUUAACAGGUCCAUAUGGUGUUUUACCGCCUCGUUUGCGGGGAUCAGGACAUCUUGGAGGUCUGGUGGCUCAUCCGGCCACUCUAUCUGUGGGAACUUUGAUGAAUGCUGGUGUGAAAGACAGUCUUCCGAUGCCUUUGGGAGCCAGUGACAAGCAGUUCCCUCUUCACAUGUAUCUGCCGCAAGCAGCAUCUCACCCGCCAGUAUCCAAUCGGAAAGACAGCAGCGAUUCGGCACUCAGUGAUACAGACAAGAAAGGUGAAACCAUCAUCACCUGUCAGAGUAAACUUCUGGGAGCAAAAAUUAUUCGUCAAGCUAAAAAGGAAGGAGAUGGAAAACCUCACAUCAAGAGGCCGAUGAAUGCUUUCAUGGUAUGGGCUAAAGACGAAAGACGAAAAAUUCUAAAAGCCUGCCCGGAUAUGCAUAAUUCAAAUAUUUCAAAAAUUUUAGGAGCACGAUGGAAGGCUAUGACUAAUUCUGAGAAGCAACCGUACUAUGAAGAACAAUCUCGUCUUAGUCGGCUGCAUAUGGAGAAGCACCCCGAUUAUAGGUAUCGUCCUAGACCAAAAAGAACAUGUAUCGUAGAUGGGAAGAAACUAAGGAUCUCUGAGUACAAACAGCUCAUGAGAGCCAGGCGACAAGAAAUGAGAAACAUGUGGUAUAGAGAAGGCGGACUUGGUUUACUGGAUUCUCCAACGUUAGUCAAUCCAACAAGUAUGGCUCCAUUGUUAUCAACCAGCAGUGGCCAUCCAACAACAACUACCAAUAUUCUGAAUUCCCUAACAGCAAAAAUGACUUCCUCCACAGCCAAUGGACUUUCAGACUUAAAUCCUUUGGACCCAUCGACAUCUGUCCACCAACCCAUGACCGCACUUUCAGCAGUAACCCCAGAAAACAAUUCUUCCCCGGUGUCAGAAUCUUCUUCAGCGAUGGAAGCGUCAACUUAAAAGUACCGAAAAAUGCUAAAAAUAAGUAAUAAUAGCGAAGUAAUCAACUGGAAUGGAUUCUGGAUAAUGCUCUUCUUUUUCCAGCAAUUACGAAUUCGCAGACUUGGAUUUUUUCAGAAGGAAUCGAAUCUGUAAAUAUGAGAUAAUGUUCUGAUGGAAUGUUUGUGCAAUCUUUUGUAAGCAUCUUUGUUAACAGUAUGGUUUGAAAAGUGACUGAAAGAAUUCUUGAAAAGAAAAGUACUUUCACCCGAAAUAUCAUGAGAUAUUGGUAAAUAACAAACGUGAUAUUUAUAGACAAAUGAAAAUUGAUACGUAAAUAAUGAACAAUUUCUACAGUCGAAUGUCUACUUUGAAAAACUGUUAAAUGUUGCCAUUCGAAGUGACUUCGAGGAGAAACUGUUCCAUAUAAUGAUGUUUUUCGCUGAUUGAAAGUGUUAUACAUAGUUUUUCUAAGUGUGUGGAACGUGGAAAUAUUUUUAUCACACGCUCAGUGUUAUUAUUUACUUCUAGUCAGCGACAGUGAUACGCAUAAUUUAUUUGCUUUUAGAAGUAAGACCAAAUAUUUUUUUCACUGUCAUUUGUUAUAGGAGUUUUUUGGUGUUCGUAACUCAUUUUAUCUCCAUUU
Messenger RNA from Argiope bruennichi, 2806 nucleotides. RefSeq names its product transcription factor Sox-5-like. The record is from RefSeq and is a predicted model, not a curated record. Gene Ontology annotation, biological process: cell fate commitment; regulation of transcription by RNA polymerase II. The transcript is spliced from 11 exons. NCBI's taxonomy places the organism in Eukaryota, Metazoa, Arthropoda, Arachnida, Araneae, Araneidae. Bases 1 to 2181 code for a protein of 726 amino acids. Gene Ontology annotation, molecular function: RNA polymerase II cis-regulatory region sequence-specific DNA binding; DNA-binding transcription factor activity, RNA polymerase II-specific. Gene Ontology annotation, cellular component: nucleus.